AUGGAUGUGUUAUACAAAGUUAGAAAUCGUAUUGUAAGUUUUUUUACAUGACUGUUAAAAAGCAGCCAAUUGUUUUUUUUGUUUUAAUAUUUUUCACAAUAUUUCUUUCAAAAGCCAAAGUAUUUCAACUAAAAUGGCAAGAAACAGUUAAAAACCCAAUAAGUUCUAAUAACUUUAGGUAUUUGGUCGUGUAUUGAAACAUGUAACAGACGUAGAAGAUCUCUGUAGUUUUGCACAAACAACCAGUUACUUUUACAAAAUAACAAACAUGGACUUUAAGAAAUUGUGUUACAAAAACGUCAUUUUUCGAAUGAAAGGCGAAACUUGGGCUACAGCUUUUUCUAAGUAAGUCGGUACCACAGCAAAUGUUGAUUUACCACAGUAACUAUCAAGAUAAUUUACUGUCGAGUCUGAGUACAGUCCUGGCCGGCCACAUGUAUAUUAAUUUUAAAAUAAGUAUUAUAUCAGAUUACCGUACCGUAUAAUUAAUGCUGGUGUUUUAACAAACAAUAAAAGGAAAAUUGCCAAAAACUCAAUUUGUUGUCUUCAUACUGGUAAUAUUGCACUGAUUUUAGACUGCAAAGUAGUUUUGUUGACCAACCUAGACUUUAG
Messenger RNA from Bursaphelenchus okinawaensis, 612 nucleotides. The record is from the annotation of a GenBank genome assembly. Lineage: Eukaryota; Metazoa; Nematoda; Chromadorea; Rhabditida; Aphelenchoididae.